Messenger RNA from Paramecium sonneborni, 1758 nucleotides. NCBI's taxonomy places the organism in Eukaryota, Ciliophora, Oligohymenophorea, Peniculida, Parameciidae. The record is from the annotation of a GenBank genome assembly.
AUGUUAAAAAAAUUUACGAGAUUUCUUUUUUCACGUGAAAAGAUUCAAUAUGACGUACUUAUAGUUGGAGCUGGUCCAGCUGGUUUAUCAGCAGCAAUAAGAAUAAAAGAGUUAGAUCCUAAUAAAUCAGUAGUUGUAAUAGAGAAAUCUGGAAGUUUAGGAGGACAUAUUCUUAGUGGUAAUUGUUUUUAACCAACAGCAAUGAAUGAAUUAUUUCCUAAUUGGGAGAAAAUGGAAAAUGUAUUAUAUCUUUAAAAUAAUAAAUUAGAAACCUCCAUUAGAUACUCCAGUUACAGAGGAUCACUUUCAUAUACUUUGGAAUGAAAAAUUAAGUUUUCAGAUUCCACAUAUGUUUUAUCCAUCUACAAUAAGAAAUCAUGGAAAUUAUGUAAUUAGUUUAGGGGAUUUAUGUGUAUGGAUGGGUGAAUAAGCAUAAGCAUUAGGAGUAGAUAUAUUUACAAGUACUUCUGGGGCAAGAGUAAUUUUUGAUGAGAAAGAUAGAGUGAUAGGAGUAGCAACAGGAGAUAUGGGGAUAGGAAAGAAUGGAGAGAAGAAAUCAAAUUAUUAAGAAGGAAUAGAUAUAGAAGCUAAUCAAACAAUAUUAUGUGAAGGAGCAAGAGGUUCAAUCACUGAAAGAGUAAUCGAAAAGUAUAAUUUAAGAAAAGGUAAUAAUAAUUAAUAUAAAAAGAUUGUGAGCCUUAAUCUUAUGGAAUAGGAUUAAAAGAAAUUUGGGAAGUUCCUCCUGAAGAUUUUACAUCAGGAUUAGUAUAACAUACAGUUGGAUGGCCUUUAUGUAGAAAUACUUAUGGAGGAUCAUUUUUAUAUCAUAAAAAUAAUAAUUAAAUACAUUUAGGAUUGGUUGUUGGAUUGGAUUAUGAGAAUCCAAAUUUAAAUCCAUAUUAAGAAUUUUAAAAUUUGAAAAGACAUCCAAAAAUUUAAAGAUAUAUUAAAAAUGGAAGUUGUAUAAGUUAUGGAGCAAGAGUAUUAAAUGAAGGAGGAUAUUUUUCAAUUCCAAAAUUAACAUUUCCUGGUGGAAUGUUAGCUGGAUGUUCUGCUGGAUUUUUAAAUGUUAUGAAAAUAAAAGGAUCACAUAAUGCUAUGAAAUCUGGAAUGUUAGCAGCAGAAACUAUUUGUGCUAAAUAAAAUUUAGAAUCUGGUUAAGAAUUAAUUGAAUAUGAAAAUGCAAUAAAAUAAUCAUGGAUUUAUGAUGAACUUUAUAGAUCUAGAAACUUUAAAGGUUCAUUUAAAUAUAAUAUUUAUUCUGGCCUCUUUUAUGGUGCUUUUGAUGGUUUUAUUUCUAAAGGAAGAGAACCUUGGAAUAUUAAAUCACAUGUUAAAGAAAGUGAAUCAUAUUUAACUAAAGAUAAAGCUCCAUAAAUUAAAUAUGAAAAACCUGAUGGAAAAUUAACAUUUGAUUUAUUAGAUAAUUUAGCCAGAAGGUAUAUAUAAUAAUAAGUUAAGUGGAACCAAUCAUGAACAUGAUUAACCACCCCAUCUUAAAGUUAUUAAAGAAUCUGGACCUAAACAAAGUCUAGAUUUAUAUGAUGGCCCUGAAUAAAGAUUUUGUCCAGCUAAAGUUUAUGAAUUUAUUGAUACUAAAGAAGGCAAAAAAUUGUAAAUCAAUGCUUAAAAUUGUUUACAUUGUAAAACUUGUGAUAUCAAAAUGCCCAAAGAUUAUAUCAGAUGGACUAUUCCAGAAGCUGGAGGAGGACCAAACUAGUAAUUAAUUUUAAUAUUAUAUUUAGUUCUGGCAUGUGA